Molecule: messenger RNA, 1993 nt
Organism: Micropterus salmoides (largemouth bass)
Lineage: Eukaryota; Metazoa; Chordata; Actinopteri; Centrarchiformes; Centrarchidae
Gene: sdhdb
Product: succinate dehydrogenase complex, subunit D, integral membrane protein b
Exons: 4
Coding region: 1-477 (158 amino acids)
Biological process (GO): tricarboxylic acid cycle; mitochondrial electron transport, succinate to ubiquinone
Cellular component (GO): membrane; mitochondrial envelope
Molecular function (GO): heme binding; ubiquinone binding
Source: RefSeq, a predicted model, not a curated record
AUGGCGGCUAUCGUCAGGCUGAGUUCUGUUUGUCGUAGAGGAGUCAAACCUCUGUUCUACCAAAGCCCUUUGCUGGCCAGGCCGCUGGUUGUACCGCACAAACACCAGGACCAGCCCUACCUGCUGACUGCAAGGAUUCAUGCGUCACAGGCUCUGUACGCGGGCUCUGGCACCAAAGCCGCCUCUCUGCACUGGACAGCAGAGCGAGUGCUGAGCGUUGUGCUGCUGGCCAUGGGACCCGUAGCCUAUUUUAAUCCCGGUCCUGCCAUGGACUACUCCCUGGCUGCUGCCCUGACCCUGCAUGGACACUGGGGUCUCGGGCAGGUGUUAACGGACUACGUUCACGGAGACACAAAGAUCAAGAUUGCCAACGCAGGUCUGUUCCUCCUGUCCACGGUCACCUUCGCUGGUCUUUGCUACUUCAACUACAACGACGUGGGCAUCUGCAAAGCCAUUGCCCUGCUCUGGAGCAAAUGAAUAGAACUGUGGACUGGGACACUGGGACGGGAGCAAUCUCGCCCUGGCUGAUUUGUAAAAAUUCAAAGUGUUCUAUGUAAAUUCUUAUAAAUAUAUCAUUUUGACAUUAUUACAGUGAUUCACAAGUGUGGAACCCUAAUUCAUCUCGAUCAGUUUGAGCCUGGUCUCUGUGAUAAGUUCUUGCUCAGUUUAGGUUCAGUGAGGAUUGUGCAGCUGACAUCCGUUUCCUCUUUGAAUGUGUAGGAGGAUUCUGAUUAUGUUGAUUAAAUUUAAACCAAGUUCCCCUGUAGAUUUUGAAACAUGUUGACUUAUUUAAAGUUCUACUAAUGAGAGAGAUCCAGUUUCCUGACAUGUUAUCAGUAUAUAUGGGGACAUAGAUGUUUUCAACGGAACACCUGACCUCUAUCAGAUCUUACAGAAAAGUGCUGUUUGACAUUUUAGUUUUUAAUGGUCCUUUUUCUGGCGGCUUUCCUAAAUGUAUUUUGUUUCGCUCACAAUGUGUACAUACUACCAUCAGGAAUAACAGGGCAGCACUACAGAUCUGAGCAGUGUUCGUAUAAGAGCCGUCAUCACCUUCAGACUAACCCCUGCUUACAAAUGAUUCACAAAGACUUGGCCGCCCGGGAGCAAAUGUUGUUUCCAACUUAAAGUCAGAGGUUGUGGUGUGAAACCCCUACUGUUGUCCUGUUUAAUCCAGGAGGGGCUCGGCUCUGCUGCUCAGUAGAAGGUAAAGGAGGCUAGAUCUGAAGUGCAUCAUGAAUUCAAGCCAUACAUGAAUCCUGAAACUACAAUGUGCAUCAGCGCAAUGGCUACUGAAGUCUAGCAGCGUACAAACUCUUGUCACUCUUGUAACCGUGUAUACUCCAGCGCAGGGUUUGAAAUGAACAGCUGCAAAAUGCCGUCCUCUGCCAAAGAAAUAUCACUCCAGACAGUAAUGGUGAUAAUAAUAUGAAUGCCUCUAACAUAUUGAGUCGUGUUGGACUUCAUGUAUGAAUUAAACUCUUUCCACUGUAAGUGAGCAAAUGGCUAAUUUAAAAAAAAAAGACAUUUUGAAAAUAUGAAAAAUGUGCAGUUAGUGUGAACAUUUAAAAAUUCUACAAUCUCUUGGCAAAGAAGGCAAAAACUUACCUGUUCCUAAAUCAAUAUGAGCCUGUAUCAUAAGAUAAGAUGGCUGGCUAAUGAAAACUUGCUGUUAUCACGUAAUGUUGGCACAUUUACUCACAGCACGGAAUUGGUACACACAGUCCUUGUGUGCUAUAAAUACCAGCAAUCCUACCAAUUCUUUUUGUACUGCUGGAAUGUGUUGUGCUUUCAGUCUGUUGUCACAAUGCUCAUACAGUGAAUGUUUACGAGAGCUUACAGGUUUGGUGUUGGUCCGUUUGCUUCUAUCAGCAGUUAUCAAUUUGUAAUAUGUGUUCACUUUAUUUUUUGUGAUUACACGCACAUAAUGACAUGUGGCAAGAAAAAUCACUGUUCCUGCCUCAGCAGAAUAAAGUUGGCUUUAAGGAUUCUUUCA